AUGACUGAUAUGGGACUUCUUGAGAAAGCAGAAAUAGAGCUCUUAGAUAGCAGCAUUGAAGUAAUGUAUAUCUAGGAUAUAGAAGACAGCUUUAAAGAAGUUAGAGACUUGAUCGCACUUAAAAGUGAAGAAAUUGACAUUCUAGCCCUGCUUCAAAGCUAUUCACUACAAGGAGAUCACAAGAAAUUAUCAAAAGGCCUAGUUUACGGGAUUCUCAUAGGCAUGGAUUGGCUUAAAUACCUCCUUCCUACCUCUCGUGACAAUUUUCAAACAGCCUGCAUCACCUUAACUCAAUUAAUCCCUUACUUAAAAUUUUAAUUUUUUUUUUUAAUUUUCACUAUAAAUUUAUAUAAUAAUAAUUUUUUUUUUUACUUAAAAUUCUCACAAAGAGCAAUCUGACUUUUCACCCAGCUAUGAAAACUAGACUCCCCUGCCUUUGCUGACAUGUUUUUAUCAUUUAUCCGAACCUUUGACCUUAUUAACGAAAUCAAGCCUGAGCUUGACUGAAUUUCUAACCAGCCCUUAAUUUCUUUGAUUUUUUACAAAAUUCUGCACCAGGCUUCACUCCUUGCAAAUGACGGAAGUCCAAUCCUUUUUGACUAUGUCCAAGUCUUAUCACAGAUCUGGAGACGUAGAAAAGAUGCGUGCUAUGCUAUAGGAAGAGACUUAAUUAGGAUUAUCAGCUCUUUGGCUGAAGUAAAUGGUAUUGAACAUAUAUGAAAUGACCUAUUUGCCCCUGGCAGAGAUGGGAAUCCUUUAUAUUGGACUUUACUUAUGACUCCUACACAUCCAAAAUUCCAUUCAAUGCUGCUUUUGCCUUCAAUAGAAGCAAGGCUUAUUUAUAUAAUAGAAAACGCUAAUCAGACUAAUUUUACGAGGUAUAGUAAUUGCCCGAGGAUGGCGCUAUCUUGCGCCAUCCUCGGGCAAUUCAAAAAUGGCCCCACACCGGAAAUCGAACCCACGUGUGGGGCCAUUUUUGGUGUGUGGCCAACAUCGACUUACACGCACCAAAAAUGGCCCCACACGUGGGCUCGAUUCCUGGUGUGGGGCCAUUUUUUGAAUUGCCCGAGGAUGGCGCAAGAUAGCGCUAUCCUCGGGCAAUUUCAUAUACCUCAAAUGGAUUUUAGAUGAGCAUGAUGAGUGUAUAAUGCCAGAUCUUGCAAGAUUUAUAGUGAAUUUUCCUGCAAAUCAUGAAGGAAUCCCUAGGUGGCAACUUAUAGAGUGGCUUUUAGCAUCAGCAAAAGACCAUCAUACACAAGCAAGCAUAAAGCAGUCAUUAUCGUUUGACUGCUUAUUUUUUAGCCAUAAUCAUAAAAUGGCUAACUCCCCCCCCCUCGUGAGUGAAUAAAAAAAUUUUGUUCACUCAUGGAGGGGGGGUUAAUUUUUUUUUUUUUAAAAAAUUUAUAUAAAAAAUAUUUUUUUUUCGAAAUUUAAAAAAAACCUAAUUCGCAAAAAUUGGAAAGCAAAUAUUAAUUUAAUUUAUAAAAUUUAUGUUUAAAAAAACAAUUCGUUUAAAAUUAAACAGAAUUGGCUCUAGAUUUAAUUAUACUAAUUAUCAUUAAUAUAUAUUUUUUUUUUCCAUAAAAAAUUUUUGUUCACUCACUGAGGGUGGGUUUUUUGGGCAAAAAUAGGGAUUUUUCUAAUGGUUUUUUUCACUCACGGAGGGGGGGGAGUAAGGCAAAUAAUAGCUUGAAGGGGACGCUCUGUCCUUUGACCUGUCCUGGAAAUUUGAAAGGUGUGCGGUUAUUCCACUUUCAUCCUACGGCAGUGAAGGAGUCUUAAAGGGAGACAGAAGUCGCUCACUCUUCAGCCAUCAAAACUAUUUUAGCAUACCCGAGGAGGUUUAUUGGCAAAGUAGAUUGCCCCAGCAGUCUACAGGCUUAAUACUGUAAAUUGCGGAAGCUCUCUGCUUGGUAAACUCAUAGUGUACGUUAGGCGGAACGAGCAGCGUUUAAAUUCUUCUUAAUGUAAUGAAAAAUUUAUUUUUUAAUCCUUUGCAAGAUCAGCUUUAUUCAAUAGAGCCGAUGAUGUCGCUUAUAGGCUUUUCUUUAACACGAUACCAAAGUGUAUCUUUAGCUGAAGAGUUAUUAGAAUUUAUGCUGACGUCAGCUGAAAGGCUAUUUUGUAUUGCUUAAAGUCGCAAUAAUAAUUUACUAAAAAUUUUGAUAGUAAUUAGCCUGAAAAUUUUGUGCAGAAUCAAUUUUUUUGAGCAAUUGUCUAAAUAUAGUCCGAGCACUCUUUUGCGCGGACUUCCUGAUUUUUUUCGAUAGGAAAAAGGGAGUUGGCUAAAUAAGCAUAUGCUGUUUUUAGCAACUCACCAUGGCAAAAAUCCCUGCAAAAAGUAGUUCUGUCACUUGAGGAGUUGAUAAAAUCAGUAUUAGUUAGCCAACUCCCCUAUCAAAGCCCAAGCAAAAAGAAUGCUCAGGCUAUAUAUAGGAAUUGCCCGAGGAUGGCGUUAUCUUGUGCCAUCCUCGGGCAAUUGGUAUAUAAAAUUCAGAGCAAAAAUCAUGCACCAGCUGAAAUGUAUGAUAAAAGGUCCACAAAAAAGGUUUUAAGGAAUUUAAAAGAGUGCUUUAAUGUCGCCUAUACUCAAGGAAUUUUCCCAUCAUUAGAAAUGCUGAGCUCCGAUGAGAGAAUUGAUUCAUUGAUUAGGUCAAGAACUACAGAUUUAAAUGAAAAUUAUAUGAAUGGUAUUGAGCCUGUGCUGUCUCCUCUGUGUGAAAUUGAAGAAAAAAUAAAUAAUGAGCCUAGGGAGGUUAUGAACUCGUUGGGGGCACUAGGGACUCAGUUUGCGAACGAGCCAACAUUUGAGAUUUUGUGCGAAGUUUUAGAAAAGCAAAGCCAAGUCACUGAAGAUUUAGCUAACUAUAUACUAAAAUGCUUGACAAAUGAGCUGCUGCAGCCUCUUUCUAAAGAAAUUCAAAAAAAUUCUAUUUUAUCGCAGAUUUUUUCACAAAUUUCGCAGAGCCAAAAAAUGAGAGAAUUAACAAAAUAUUUAAAUUCAGCUGAGCCAGCUGUAGGGAUCCGUUUACUCCCCCUUUUAUGAAUUCAUAAGCUUUUUUGCCCAUCUUAAAAUAGUUAAUUUUUUAAAUUUUGUUUUAUUAAUGUUAUUUUUUUAAGAGAAAGCCUUGUUAAAUUAUUAAUUUCAUAUUAAGGAAAAAUUUAAUAGAAUUAAUUGAGAUAUCUUUAUAAAAAAUAUUAAUUAUAGUUAAAUAUUUUAUAAGCAUUUUCCAAUUUUUUUGCUCACUUUUAAAGGGGAUUUAGUGAUUUAUUCUCUGCAAACAAAUUCCACGCUUUACCUCCAAUUUGAUAGCCAGCUUGAAAGGGAUCUAAAAAUCUGUCUCCACGAUAGCAAUCAAGAAAUACUGAGCUGGAUAUUCCCAUUGGUUUUUGAAAACUUCCCUUCUAUAAUAACUCCAAAUAUAAUCCAUUUAUACAUACAAAAUUCAGAAAUACAUACCAUUUAUCGGACCGAAUUAGAUUUAUCAUUAAAAAAAUAUAUUCUCUAUUAAUUUAAUAAACAAAAACCAAAUAUUUAUUUCUAUUUUCCUUCCAAAAAGUAAAUAAGGAUACAAUUUUUUCUGAUAAUUAUGUCCAAAUUCUUGAAAAAUCAAAAGAAUUUUCAUCAAUUGAGCAGGCGAUUUUAUGGAAACUUAUUCAAGCAGAAUUCAAGCCAGAAAUGAUAAGCAAAAUUUUAGAGUACUUAAAAAGCUCUAUUUCAGCUUGCGAACAAUGGGAAAGCUUAUCAGGGCUGCUAACUUAUUUGUGUACACAUAUAAGUUAUUUAAAUGACGAGCACAUAAAAUUACUUUUACAGCUUCCUGCAAAAGUAUUUAAAGUGACUGUUUAUAUUGUUUUUUCAAAGCUCCCUGGGAAUUUAAUUAAGGAAAAUAUCUUAGAAGGCCUGCGAAGAUUCCAGUUCCAUUCUCAGAUAAAUUUAUUUAAGCACUUAAAGCACUGGACUGAGCAGAAAGGGAAACUUAAAGACAUUUUGAAAGAAAAGUCUAUACAGGAAAUGCUAAUUCAGACGCUACAGUCUUUUGCAUCAGACUAUUUCAAGGAGUUUAAUUGUUUAUUGGAAAGUGGGAAGCAGCUUUAUACUCUUUAA
Molecule: messenger RNA, 4108 nt
Organism: Blepharisma stoltei
Lineage: Eukaryota; Ciliophora; Heterotrichea; Heterotrichida; Blepharismidae
Source: the annotation of a GenBank genome assembly